UGAAGCUUUCGGAGCGAACUUCCUGGUAAGAGUUAUACAUUGAACAAUGUUAUUGGCAGUUGUCUAUACAGAAGCAUCGCCAAGGUGGAUUGUUAAGAUUUGUUGAUUGUUAUUGAACAAGUAACUGGUGUGAACAAGAGUUAUCUUCAAAAUCCCUCGAAGUAGAUGGUCAUGGACCCAAGGCAUUGUGCCCAGGAUGUGUUACGGUGUCAUCUCUGUGAGACCCCGGCCCCCCCUAUGUACUGUGACAUUUGUCACAUAAAUCUGUGUAAAGCCUGUGUGGGGGAACAUCUAUCAAAUUCAUCUAACGAACACAAAGUAGUGCCAUUUGAAAAUAGAGGGUUUACUUCUAUGUGCCCAAAACAUUCCACUAAAGAAUGCGAGCUUCAUUGUGAAGAAUGUGACAUUUCCGUUUGUGUACAGUGUGUUUCCUCUGAAGAGCAUCGAGGUCAUGAAUUUGUCGACUUGAUAAAAGAACUUGGAAACAAAAAAAAAGUCUUAGAAAAAGAUUUACAAGAAUUGGAAAAAUCAAUCUAUCCUAAAUACCAAGAGAUUGCAUUAAAUAUCCCACUUCAGAAAGUCGACUGGGGGAAAAACUCGCAGAAAUUAAGAACAGCAAUCACCAAACAAGGAGAAAAUAUACAUAAAGAAAUAAACGCCAUUAUUGAGAAUCUAAAAUAUGAUCUUGAUGAAAUGGACUCCAAACACCUGGAUGUCCUAAAUAAACAAGAAAAUGAAGUCACAGACACCAUUUCUGAAAUUACACAGAGUAUUGCUGAUCUAAAAAAGUUAGUUAACUCUAAUGAUGCCAGCCUUGUCUCUGCCUACAAAUCAAGAAAUUCUGAAUUCAGAAGAUUGCCUCCUAAACUCUCAGUAUCCUUUCCAACAUUUAUCCCCCAGGGUAUCAACAAAGAACAGCUUUACCUGCAGUUUGGUUCUCUAACGGGGUUUUCUAUCAAAAUAGAAGAAAAUGAUAACACAAUGAAUUCUCCAAGUGCCGAAACGUCUACCCCAGAGAGACCAUUCAUUGAUAAACCACAGAUUAUCACAGAAAUAAAGACGAAGUUUGGAUUUUUUAGCCAACUGUUUAGCGUAUCUUGUGUUGAUGAUGAAGCGAUAUGGGUUUGUGGAAGCGACAAGGUCAUGCGACUCUAUAACCUCCGAGGGGAACUAGUAACUUCAAUGAAAACUAAGUCAGGGAAUAAACCAAAUGACAUAGCAGUUACAAGGAGUGGGGAUCUGAUUUACACUGAUAAAAAAGAGAGAACUGUAAAUAUAAUGAAAGAUACACAGAUAGAUGCUGUAAUUAAACUGCAGGGGUGGAAACCUUCCCAUUUGUGCAGUACCUCUUCUGAUGACCUCCUGGUUGUUAUGGAAAGUGAUGAUGAUACACAAACAAAAGUUGUGCGUUACUCUGGAUCCACAGAGAAACAAAGUAUUCAGUACGAUGCCAAAGGACAACCUCUUUAUUCAUCUGAUGGAUAUAACAACAUUAAAUACAUCUGUGAGAACAGAAACCUAGACAUCUGUGUGUCAGACAAUAGAGCCCGUGCCGUCGUGGUGGUCAAUCAGUCCGGGAAACUCCGGUUUACCUACACUGGUCCUCUCUUCGAUCCCAAGAAAUCAUUGGAUCCACAUGGUAUCACUACCGACAGCCAGAGUCGGAUCCUGAUAGCAGAUCGGAAGAUAUGUAAUAUCCACAUCCUAGAAGAGGAUGGACAGUUCAUCCGCUACAUUUGUAAUGACAAAUAUGAAUCUGGGAUUCCAUGGGGCAUAUGUGUGGACACAAGUGACAACCUCUUUAUAACUGACUGGGGAUUUGGAAACGUGAAAAAAGUCCAAUAUUACAAGUAAACAUUUUGUAUUAAUGAAAGAACAUGCCACCUUACAAUUGCCUCAAGGAGACGAUGUAUAUACAUAUAUUCAUGACAUUUUUUGAAUGUUUUUUUUCGUUAAAAAUGUAUCAUAAUAGGAAUACUUUAUCCCUAUGACGUGGAAAAUGCCAAAUCACAAAAUGUUUUAUUUCCAUCCUGGAAACAAUUAUAACAUGAAACAGUUAUCAUAAAUCUCGCUUGAAAGUUUACACUGCCACCAAUAUAAGUUAAGACACAUUUAAAUCAGUCUGUAUUACAAUUGCAAUUUGCAACAAAGAUUCUGAUUAGCGCAUUUGAAAGACCCGCCCAUUUAUCAAAAGCAUGUUGACAAAAUGAUUUUGAGCACGUGAAAAUAAAAGUUGGAGAAAGAAAACCUUA
Molecule: messenger RNA, 2252 nt
Organism: Magallana angulata
Lineage: Eukaryota; Metazoa; Mollusca; Bivalvia; Ostreida; Ostreidae
Product: E3 ubiquitin-protein ligase TRIM36-like
Exons: 2
Coding region: 166-1854 (562 amino acids)
Molecular function (GO): zinc ion binding
Source: RefSeq, a predicted model, not a curated record